AGGGAACGGCUGCUUUUUAACAAAUAAUACAUCUCGCUUGAGGUUGCCGAACACAAAGCAAAAUGAUACUUGCUCUGGAUUUCCUGAUUAAAAAAACAGUCCAGGAUUUGUCGAGGACUCGUCAGUAAUGCGUCACAAACAUUGUAGAAGAAAAUACCCGUAGAGCACAGAGCAAGGCUAUCAAAGCACAAAGAAAAGAAGUCAAGGAGCUGCAAGAUGAAAAUGCAGACUUGAGCGCUGCUCUUCAGGAGGUUAAUUGCCCUCUGGAAGAUAUCAAGGCUUCAUCACUGAUCUGUAUUAUAUAUCUGGAUAGACCAUUGGUCAAUGAUAUGUGAAGCCACGCGGCCGCCAUAUUGCCACUCCCAAGAAACACUUGUUGGACAAUGACUGAUGUGAGAACUUGUGAGUUGUUAAGUGUGUUGCUAGUUUGUUAGCCACUCACACUAAAUGCAAGGUUAGUCUUCACACUAACCUCACACAACAGGUGUGCUUGAUCUUAGUCAUAAGGACUCUAUGAUCAUUUUUAAACAUUCAUACCAUACCUGAGUCAUAAGGGCUUUACAUGGGGGGCCGUGGGGGCUAUGGAAACAAACAACCACCACUAGACUACUAAAUCAUUUGCGCUUGCUUGCAAAUAUAAAAAAAUAUGUUUUGUUUUUUUUGUUUACCCGAAUUUCAAAUGAACCCCCAUAAGGAGACAAUGUUGAUAUAUUAUUACAUAUUAUAUUACAUAUUAUUCCUGUGGUUUUUGUUCAAAUAUAUUUCUAUAUCAGAAAAGAGCUUAUUUCUAUUUCAUAACACAAACAAAAAAAAUCAUCAAAAUGUGAAAUGAUUUUAAAACUUGUCUCUUUUAUGAUUCAUAUUUUGUACAGACGAGAGCAUAGUGAAUUGUAUGAAAGUAAGAAAAUAAAGUAAAGGAUCAUGACCAUGGAUUUUAGUGGAAAAAAGGGAUGGGAUAUGCAGUUCAAAUGAAAAUCUCUUUCUAGAGGAGUAAAACUAUCAUUGCUAUAGGGGAGUGCUGAGCCAGGGUGCACAGUAGAAUUUUGAGGGGAAAAAGUACAUUUAAUAUAGCCAAAAGAUAGAGAAUAACGUAUCAUCACAUUUGCGGAUGACACUACAGUCAUCGGCCUGAUCACUGGUGGUGUUGAAACAUCAUACAGAAGAAUGCGUCUGUGUAGGCUCUCAGUCGUACAGGAGUUGUCCAUCGAGGGAAAGGCUUCUUGAGACGUCAUCUGUACUUCUGUGAAGAAGGUGUCGGUCAUUUCGCUCCUCAUCCGAAGAGCUUCGUCAGCGAACUAACAAGUGCUGGUAGCCUAGGCCUUAAAUACAGUAAGAGUGGGCGGAAUUGGUGUGCCAACACCCUCCUCCUAUUGGUUCCUUACACUAAGACUGGGAGGAGUUGUGGUCUAAUCCUCUCCUGCCAUUAGCACCUUCGAUCAAAGGGAAGUGUAGAUCCCUGUAGUUGGGUAUGAACGACUCUGAUACUGGCUUGUUAGCAUCUAUUGUUCUGGCUCGGCCCUGGCUCCACCUCAUUUGCAAGACUAAGAGCUGUGGGUUUUGGUCUCAGUAACCUGCUGAACACAGGGUCCAAAUUAAACCUCAAACCACCAUUCCGAUUCAAUGAUGGGUUCUGUUGUUUGACAAAAAUGGCUUCCUUUACUCCUCUUUCAAACCAUCUGUUUUCUUUGGCCAAAUCUUUACCUCGCUGUCCUCAAAAGAGUGAUUGGUUGCUUUAAGGUGUAGAUGUACUGCUGAUUGAGGACCACUAGAAUUGUCCCUGCGAUGUUGAUAAAGCCUUUUUUGGAGCAUUUGCUUAGUUUCCCCAAUGUAGUGCUCUUUGCAUUCCUCAUCUUUACAGUGGAUGGAAUAGACCACAUUGCUCUGUUUCUGGUUUGGAGCCUUGUCUUUAGGAUGCACUCAUUUUUGUCUCAGGGUAUUUACUGGUUUGAAAUAAGUUGGAAUUUUGUGUUGCCAUAAGAUCCUCUGGAGUUUUUCGGAGACCCCCGCUACAUAAGGGACUACCACUCCUCUCCUUUUUGCUUCUGUGGGCUUUUGGGUUUCUUUCCCUACUCUCUUCUUUUGACAUUUGUUAAAAGCCCACCGCGGGUACCCACAGGUUGAGAGCGCUCUCUGGACAUUUUGUGUCUUCUUUUUCCUUCCCUCAGCACUAGUUGGUAUUUGUUCCGCUCUAUGUUGGAGGGUCCUAAUAACCCCUAGUUGAUGUUAAUAAACAUGGGAAUAAUCAUUCUCAUUGUGAAAGGCCACGACAGACAACUUUGUGAGAUUUUGAACAGUUCAUCAAAAGCUGCAAUAAAUGUAUGUGCCUUGCAUGGAACCGGCUUUUGGUCAAUAAUAAUGUAGAACCUCUGGAUGUCACCUUCGCUCACUGAUGCAGAGGAGAAAUGCUUGUCUUGUGUCAACAGUCUUGGAAGGGGGUCACACUGGCUCCUUCCUGUGGGUGAAAAAGGGCAACAACAACAAUUAAAACCCCUUUGCCUGGUUUCCAUUUCUCAGGUGUUUAGCACACCUUAUUACAUCAAAUCAACACAAUUAGCCGAUUCAAGAACAUCUGCAACCUAAAAUGAAUGCUUUUAGACAGAAAUCAUAUUUGAUAUGUCAAAAUUGACCUUUGCAUGCCUUAAGAUGUCUGAGAAGAUGGUUGGUUGCUUGACAAACUGAUCUUUGCUGUUUUUUCCUGGCCUCUAGAAGUCGGAGGGAGCAGAUGCAGGAGUAGAAGGAUGGAGGAUGUAUCACUGCCCCAGCCUAAAAGAAAAAUCAUUUUUAAACAGCUAGGAAAUAAAUAUUUGAAGUUAUUUGCGUAAUACAGAACUGUUUCUACUGACCACAGCUGUCAUCAGGUUGAGGUUCAGUUCCUGACAGCAACUCAUCGAUGUUCUGCUUUUGCGGGAGAGUCUUGCAGUCUGCAAGGACUUUUGCUUUGAAGACAGUUGACCACUUAGCCAGGAACCUCAGAUACUUCAUCAGCAAACAUCCUGGUCAAUCUAUCCACAAGAAAUGAAUCUUUCAUACUGUGAAGGCCUGCAGGUUUACAAAUGGUUGACGUAAUGGGUAAUCCAAUACUGAACUCGUCCAAAUACUCAAGAUUUCCUUACCAAUCCAGGAACAUCAAGGAAGCGAGGGGACACAUCGAGGACAGACGAUGAUACAUCUUCUUUGACCACGGAUUCAUCGGUUGAAUGUCUUAUUGGAGAUAGCGCCUUCCUGCACUCCUCACCAAACAGCUGUUGGCCAGUUAACAGAUGUUCUCCUCUGGUUUUUGGGCCAUCUUUGGGCCAGCUCUGCUUCUUCCUACUCCCUUUCGGAUUCAAUUUGUGCUGUGUGCAUGUUCAAAAUAACUUCCACCAACCAAAUAUAAUUCUAAUUUAUAUAUCAUUUUAUUUAUUAAGCAUUUAUAACAUUAUUUUCAUAUUUUUAUAGGUUUUAAUUCUGUAAAAAAUGACAUGAGUUUUUUUGUAGUUAUUAGUACCAAGAUUUUCUCUUGACAUUGUGCCUUUAUGCACUAUUUUUCCAGGUUUUUGCUGUUUUGGGCCAAUAAAAACGAGACCCCCCUGCACUAAACGGUAUAACGCACUGAUAUCAUCAAAUAUGAUAUCGUAUCUCACAUGUUCAUCCUGGCGUUCUCGUUGCUAAGAAGACGGCUGAAAACGAUACCUCGGUGUUUGGUGCUUGGCGGAGGUCUGCAGUGAGCUGGGCUGAUGACGUCAGCGAGUGGCGCAGGAAGAUGGGAGCCUGCGCUGUUAGCACAAACAUCCUGCUCCGUCGAAUCGGCUAGAAAAACACACACACACACUCGAAACAAAACAAAACAUGACACUCGGACUAGUCGACGCUUUCGCGACCACAAUCCGGCGUGUCACGUUUACAUCUUAAAAAACAACAAGAAUUCUUUAUUGCUUCGUGGGAAUGCCGCUCGGGGGAAACCUCAAUCCACGCCGACCACUGGGGGCUUCGUAAAAUGGAGCAUCACAACCUGCAGGGCAUCGAGACACAGCGGGACGUGAAAGCAUGGCGCUCAAGGCCCCGCAGGGCCACCAGGUGGCCAUCGUGGCAGCCAUCUUCAUCCUGAUGACACUCUUCAUCCUCUACAACUCCAACACCAGCAACGAGACACCCUACACGCCCUUCCACGUGGCCAAAAACCACACCCCCAAGAUCACAGACCUGAAGAAGUGGGCCACCAAAGACAGUUACGUGCCCGUUUACGGGAACAAGAGCAUGACCUUGCGAUGCCACCAUUGCGCCCUGGUCACCAGCUCCAGUCACAUCCUGGGCAGCAAGGCCGGGGAGGAGAUCGACGCUACGGAGUGUGUCAUCCGCAUGAACGACGCCCCGACGACGGGUUACGAGGCCGACGCGGGCAAGCGGACAACCUUGAGGGUCGUCGCCCACUCCAGUGUGUACAGGGUGGUGCGGCAGCCUAACGAGUUCCUGAGCGGGGCAGACAGCAAACCCAUCAUCAUCUUCUGGGGACCCCCAGAUAAGAUGACCAAAGACUCCAAAGCAGCCGUGUACAGAUCCAUCCAGACAAUCAACGCCGCCUACAGCCAGGUGUCUUGUUUCACCGUGGCCCCCGGCAAAAUGAACAGAUUUGACAGUCUUUUUCAAAGGGAGACAGGAAGAGACAGACAAAAAUCACAUUCAUGGUUGAGCACAGGCUGGUUCACCAUGGUCAUCGCCAUUGAACGAUGCGACAAUAUCAAAGUGUACGGGAUGGUUCCGCCCAGCCACUGCCAUAAUAGGGCAGGACUCAAAAGGCUGCCGUAUCACUACUACAAACCGAGGGGCUCCGACGAGUGUGUGACGUACAUGCAGAACGAGAACAACCAAAGAGGGAGCCACCAUCGCUUCAUCACUGAGAAGCAGGUGUUUGCACGCUGGGCGCAUCAGUACAACAUCACCUUUGCUUAUCCCACUUGGUGACGGCACAGACGUCUUCCCUCGCUGGGUGUCCUUGUGACGACGUCAACUUUCAGGGAUCACUACGAGGAGCCAAUCCUUUGGUACAAAAUGACAACAAAGACGGCAAAAGAGAAUGUUUUUCAUGACAUAAGAGUGCAGUAUUGCUUCAGAGAGGUGAUUCCUCCUCCUCCCCCCUUUAUGAUAUUCGCAUCAUUAUGCAUUGCACUUAUGUUUCCAUGUUAAGGUGGGUCAGCGGGUCAAGCGCGUGCUGGAGUGUCAUGUCAUGGACGGCUUGAAAAGAGGAACUGCUCUCUUUUUUUAAUGUUUUGAAAAGUGGGCGCAGCUGAAGAAGAUGAAAGCAUUUAGGAAGCAGGGAGUUUGCUUUGUGGAGAUGAAGCCAUGGAAAGCAGCGGUGGGUUGUUGCGUAAUCAUGACUACCAUGUGAUAUUUUGCUUACUACACCCGUGUAUUUAUUUUUUCAAGUUGGUCUGGACUGUUUUUUUGUAUAAAAAAAAAACAACACAAAAGCUUUAUACAAAUACUAUAAGUUAAUUUCAUUGCACUGGUGUGUGUGUGUGUGUGUGUGUGUGUGUGUGUUAUACACAAGGGUGAGAUAAAACUUAUGGAUUCUGAAGAUUUUCAUCAAUAAAAUUCUGCAAAGACAAGAAAGUGUCAAUGUUGAAAAAGGUUUUGAACAAGAAUGCAACUACACUAAAGUACAUAUUUACCUUACUCUUUCAAUAUUUAGCUAUUAGAAAAGGCCGCCGCAAUCUUCACUCUCAGCGUUGCCAUGGAGAUUAAAAUGGCUUCCUGUAUA
This is a messenger RNA of Dunckerocampus dactyliophorus (ringed pipefish), 5737 nucleotides long. RefSeq names its product ST6 (alpha-N-acetyl-neuraminyl-2,3-beta-galactosyl-1,3)-N-acetylgalactosaminide alpha-2,6-sialyltransferase 6 (gene st6galnac6). The record is from RefSeq and is a predicted model, not a curated record. The coding region runs from base 4027 to 4941 and encodes 304 amino acids. NCBI's taxonomy places the organism in Eukaryota, Metazoa, Chordata, Actinopteri, Syngnathiformes, Syngnathidae. Gene Ontology annotation, molecular function: alpha-N-acetylgalactosaminide alpha-2,6-sialyltransferase activity. Gene Ontology annotation, biological process: ganglioside biosynthetic process; oligosaccharide metabolic process. The transcript has 6 exons.